This is a messenger RNA of Sphaerodactylus townsendi, 4833 nucleotides long. It is a transcript of the gene SYNPO2L, whose product is annotated as synaptopodin 2 like. Gene Ontology annotation, molecular function: actin binding. The coding region runs from base 191 to 3436 and encodes 1081 amino acids. Lineage: Eukaryota; Metazoa; Chordata; Lepidosauria; Squamata; Sphaerodactylidae. The record is from RefSeq and is a predicted model, not a curated record. Gene Ontology annotation, biological process: positive regulation of actin filament bundle assembly. The transcript has 4 exons. Gene Ontology annotation, cellular component: nucleus; Z disc; actin cytoskeleton.
UUCCUGGCUGGACGAGAAUCUCCCCGGCGUGAGCCCAAAGGGGGAAGGGGAAGUGGGAGCUUCAGUGGGGACUUGAGAAAGGUGACGCCGCUUGCAGAUAUGGAGGCCGAAGCCACCAUCUCUUGAGAACCGGAGGACUGUCGGAAAGAGAAGACCGUUGUCAUUGGAGAGAAGGGAAAGUGCCGGAGUCAUGGGAGCUGGAGAGGAAGAACUCGUCGUCUCUCUUUCUGGAGGGGCUCCGUGGGGCUUCCGGCUGCAGGGGGGCUUGGAACAGAAAAGACCCCUUCAAGUGUCGAAGAUCCGCAAGAGAAGCAAAGCCUGCCGAGGAGGCUUGUGGGAAAACGAUGAGCUGGUGUCCAUCAAUGGAAAGCCGUGUGCCAGCCUCUCCCACGCGAGCGCCAUGCAGAUCAUCGACUCUUCCAACGGCAUCCUCAGCAUUGUGGUCAAAAGGGCAACUAGUGGAAACUCCUCUAGUACAAGACUGCUGUGCUCUCCUUCCAUCAAGCAGGCACGAGCGGUCUCACCGGCUUCCCCCCGCAGCCAGGCAACCCAGGCACUCAGCCCUGAACCAGCGGCUCCCCACGUCGCCCCACAACCUGAGCAGCAGCCCCUCCGGCAACAGCAUUUGGAGACUCUCACCUCACCCCCAGAUAGCGAAGCCUACUAUGCAGAGACAGACAGUGAUGCCGCUGACAACGUGGCCCAAGACAAGCACCGGAAGGCUCGCAAGAAAAGUCCCCGUUCCCCUCCGGGAGGCCCCAACAACAAGUGGGGCGAGCCGCAGGACAAAGCGUCUCUCUCAGAGCUGAGUGGCCAUGAGAGUGCUGCGGAGGCCACGGCCCCAACUCGGGAAGGAGGAGAUGGCCUGACGGGAGUGGCCAAGAGAGAAAUCGUGUGCCGGCCAGAGAGCCGCACAGACACCCCUUUCUCUGAGAGCGAGGCCUUGCUGGAGCUCCCCCUGCCUGAAGACAGGGAGCCUUCCCCGGAGGCCCUGCUGCUGCCUCACGCCACCAAGAUGAUCCGUGCCGAGAGACACCUCAUCCCCAUGGUGGGACCUGUGGAGCACCCCGUGGAUGAGGACCUGACCACCACCUAUGCUGAAAAAGCCAAGCAAGCCAAGCUCCACCACAGCGAGAGCAUGCAGGAGAAAAACGUGAAGGAAGCCAAAACGAAGUGUCGAACCAUCGCUUCCCUACUGACGGACGCCCCCAACCCCCAUUCCAAGGGCGUCCUGAUGUUCAAAAAGCGCAGGCAGAGGGCCAAGAAGUACACCCUGGUCAGUUUCGGGAGCGUCGACGAAGACCGUUGCUACGAUGAAGAGGAGGGGGUCUUCCCCACCAGCGAGUCCGAGUUUGACGAGGAAGGCUUUUCUGAGGCUCGGAGCUUAACCAAUCACUCCGACUGGGAUAAUACCUACCUCGAUAUCGAGAAGCCCAAGGAACAGCCAGGGCAGAACCAGCCUCAGCUGGGCCUCAGCGAAGCCUCCGGCAGGGGGGCACAGUUGUUUGAGCAGCAGCGGCAGAAGGCCGGCAGACACACGGUGGAGAAAGUCCCUGCCCAGAAGGCCGAGGAACAACACCCGCCUCCAGCUCUCCCACUGUCACCCAGCGUGGGAAACAGUGAAAUGUCUACUCCACAGAAGGCAGCGAAGGUCCCAUCGAGUGUCCAUUUGGAAGCUGGCCAAGUCGCCAGCCAGUUGCCCUCACCCAACACUGCUCCACUCCAGUCCCCCAGAACCACGCCCCGUGGAGCAGGUGGACGUUCCCAGAUCUCUCCUAGCCCCACAGGAAUCUUCAACAGGUCUGCCCGGCCUUUCACUCCCGGUUUCUCUGAGCAGCGGCCUGUGACUUCCUCCGUUGUGUUCAGACCCUCCAUGCUGAGGAAAACCAGUGAGGUCCGAGGGGGACAGAGGACUGCUCCACCCCCUUUCUCACCCGUCCCUCCAGGGACCCCCGUGCCUCCUCCCAUACCCGCAGCAGUGCAGCCAGCCAACCCCGCGAGUGCUUCGGUCUCUCUGUAUGUCCCAACCGCCCCAAGCACUCUGCAGCCAGCAGCAACCCAUUUCCGAAGUGGAAGUUCAGCGGAGGACAGACUGUCUUCCAACGCAGCGAGAACCUUCACUGCUUCCAUAUACCUGUCCAAUCCCUCCAGACCAGCUGAAGAUGCAGCUGCUCCUAAGCCCUCACCACAAACACAGGAGACGACAUCCUCUUCUUUGUACAUCAACCCGCUCCCGCUACAGCCCAGCCAGCCACCAGCAGCCCCAGCCGCUCCACGGUCUGCUUCCGAGCCUGUAAUCUCCAGGGAGCAGAGGAUAGCCGUGCCGGGCCCCCGAACGGGUAUCUUGCAGGAAGCCCGUCGGCGGAGCAGUAAGAAGCCCAUGUUCAAGGCUGUGGAGGAGAAGAAAGAGAAUUCUCCUAACCCAGAGCUGCUUUCUUUAGUGCAGAACCUGGAUGAAAAGCCCAAAAGUGACCAACACGGGGCAGGCUUUGAGUCGGGGCCGGAGGAAGACUUCCUGAGUCUCGGGGCAGAAGCCUGCAACUUCAUGCAGCCUUCUGCCCGAAGGUUCAAGACCCCGCCCCCGGUCGCCCCUAAGCCGCAGCAACCAAACUCCACGGGCAGACUGGUGAACGGGUCGUCUCUUGCACGGGAUAUCUCCCACCUGAAAGGAAAAGGGGCGGAGCUUUUUGCCAAGCGACAGAGCCGCAUGGAUAGGUUUGUGGUGGAAGCAGCACCAGCGCCAUCCCCAAAGCCCCGGAGCCCAUCCCCUACGCCUUCCCUACCUUCCGCUUGGAAGUACUCCCCGAACAUCCGUGCCCCACCUCCUAUUGCUUACAACCCUCUGCAUUCCCCAUUUUAUCCCUUGGCAGCCAGCAAGUCUCAGGCCAACAAAGCAGAAAGCAGAGUGAAAAAGGCCCCGAGCCAGAAAUCGGGGAUCCAGGCCAUUGAUUUUCUGCGGCACCAGCCAUACCAGCUCAAGUCUGCCAUGUUCUGCUUCGGGGAGACUCCGGCUUCUGCUGCCCAGGCCUCCACCGUCCAGCCGGCCCAGCAGUCCGGUUUAUCUUUCAGUGCAGCUAAACAAGCCCCUGUGAAAACCGCCCGGACCUACGAGAUUCGUCGCUUCUCCACACCCGCUCCUGUGCCCACUUCAGGCAGCCUGGCCCCGACAGUGUUGCCCCCCCGCUCUGCUACCACACUGGAUGAGCCAAUCUGGAGGGUGGAAACGGCCCCCACUUCUGCACCCGUCUCUCCUGGCCCCUUCCAGGUGGCUCCCAUCCACUACCGAAGCACUCCUGAACUCAGCCAGGCAUGCAGGGGGGCCUCCCCAACCGUGCCCUCGUUGUCUGCCGGUUUCCAGGUAGCUCGACCCAGGUUCUCAGCUGCCCAGACUGGGAUGCAGGCACACGUUUGGAGACCAGGCUCCGGCUAUAAGUGAAAGAAGAUUGGCUCUCCCCCCAAUCACAUUCACACAUUAUGUAGUUUUAGGUACAAACCCAACGUUUCUUUCUAAGUGUAUGUCCAAAAACGUAAACCUACCAAACAGGUGCUUCAAGUAAUGCUCCAUCCUAGAGAUGCAUGCACACCAGUGAGCCACCGUGGCUCACUGUUGAACGUACAUUUGGUGGCCAGCUCAGGUUUGCGCCUGUGUAAUGUGUGAACUGGCCUGAUUCAAAUUCUUCCGAACUAAACCUUUGGGAUUCGCCCACCCACCCCCCAUGCCUUUCUAAGCUGAAUUUCUGAAAAUCAGGACACGCAACCCAGGGGCAGAGCAAGGGGGAACGGCGGCCGGGGCACGUGUGCGUCCCUGCCAUGCCCUUGCCACACACCGGAAUGCCCACACCCACGCCAUGCCCACACACCAGCGUGCGCCCGGGGCAUACCUCCCCCUACCCCAUUGGUGCUACACCACUGAUACAACUCAAAUAGGGAGGAAAGCAACUUCCUGUCCUACAUCUUUCAUUAUCUGGUCCUUCUGUUUUUUCGACUUGCAGCAUUUCCAAGAUAUUUACUAGUUUAACCAUAGAGUAGGGGGAAAGUACUGAAAAUAGCAUCACAGGGCUGAAGAUUCAGAACCGCCCAGAGAACCAUCCUUUCAUGCUCUAAAUUCCUGUGUCAGGCAAGCCCAUCCGACAGCCAACAACCCUCCCAAGAGCAAUAGCAGACGGGUGGUUAAAACCUUCAGACCCCAAAGUGGCCUGCAGCAUCCAGGGUCUGCCAGAAGUCUACUGUGUGUCCUUGGCGCAGUGAUGCAGGGCAAGAGUCCCCAAAGGGUAGCUGGCCCACCAUGACUAAAAUAUGUAGCUAAGGGCUUUUUUGCACACACGGUUUGUUCUUGAAUUAAGGCAAUCCGCAUCGACAUCCUGACCUUUUUGUUGCUGUUUCGUCGCUCGAGAUCACACAUCACCAGGUUGUUGUGGAUGUUCUUGUUGCUUCAGAAACCCCUUGGUUUUGCAUUGCCCUGGAAUGCAGUACAAACGAGAGUUCUGAUUGGCUGUUGUGCUGUCCAAGGGCAGGUUCCAUGUGAUAUUUGACCCCUGUCAUCACGAGCUAACGAGUCAGCGUGAUUUCACUAUCUCAGUGUACCACUGCGUUGAGAACUCGCUAUCUCGAGAUAUCGGUGCGGCGUUGGAAACAAUGCACUGCAUGAGUGACCGCGAGGAGGGGCGGGAGGAGACGGAAACGAAACAGUGGAAUAUGCGCGUGCAACUGGCAAACUCUACCGCAUCCUGAUUGGUUGGAGGAAAUCGCAUCACACAGUGGGCGUGAUCCCUUGCAGUCGCUUGUUCCAGUUGCAUUUUGCACCUAGGCACCAGAUUGUGUGGGGGAAUCCGU